Molecule: messenger RNA, 4440 nt
Organism: Punctularia strigosozonata HHB-11173 SS5
Lineage: Eukaryota; Fungi; Basidiomycota; Agaricomycetes; Corticiales; Punctulariaceae
Product: 6-phosphogluconolactonase
Exons: 6
Coding region: 63-830 (255 amino acids)
Biological process (GO): carbohydrate metabolic process; pentose-phosphate shunt
Molecular function (GO): 6-phosphogluconolactonase activity
Source: RefSeq, a predicted model, not a curated record
GCCUUUCCUACCUGCCUCGAUCACCCGGGCACUGCGCCUAACUUAUUCAUUAUAUCUGCGACAUGACCCAACAAGCCCCAGUGCUAUACUCAUUCACAUCGCCGACCGAGCUCAUCGACGCUCUGUCGGCGUUCAUCAUCAAGGCCCAGAAAGAGGCCAUCGAGAAGAAGGGCAGGUUCGCCGUCGCGAUCUCGGGCGGAUCGCUCCCCAAGCAGCUCAACGGUCUCAUCGGCAAGCCAGGCGUCAAAUGGGAUAAAUGGCAAGUCUACUAUGCCGACGAACGUGUCGUCCCGCUCGACCACGAAGACUCGAACCACCGGCUCUGCACGGACGAGCUCUUCUCCAAGGUGCCUAUCCCAUCGGAGAACAUCCACACGAUCGACUACUCCCUCGCCGACGACCUCGAGGAGCUCUCGGACGCGUACGAGAAGGAGCUCAUCCACGAGUUCGCGAUGAAGGACGCCGCGCGCUUCCCCGUCUUCGACCUCAUCCUCCUCGGCUUCGGCCCGGACGGGCACACCGCCUCGCUCUUCCCCGGCCACCCGCUCCUGUCCGAGGAGGACCGCUGGGUGGCGUACAUCGAGGACUCGCCCAAGCCGCCCCCGAAGCGGAUCACGCUCACGUACCCCGUCAUCAACCACGCCGCGCGCGUCGCGUUCGUCGCCGCCGGUGCCGGCAAAGCCGACACGCUGCACACGCUCCUCGACGAGCCCGAGAAGGGACUGCCCGCGUCGCGCGUGCGGCUGAUGCAGCCCGGGCAGGUGUACUGGUUCGUGGACGACGCGGCGGCGGCGAAGGUGGCGUACCCGAGAACGUCCUUUCAGGAGUGAAACCGAUACCACUGCCCGAUCGAUGCUAUAGACAGGGGACGUAGAAUUGAAUCUCUUGUAUGAUGCCCGAAAAGUCGCAGCCAAUGUAUUCUUGUUAUGGCCAUCUCUUCGUUUACGUACGCGAUACGCUUAUGAUUACUUAACAAUCGUAUCUGGGUUCCCGAGACAGGCGACGACUUACGAUGCGGAGCGUGAUUGUCAGGGCACAGGCACUCCUAACUCAGGAAAGAUCGCCAACAACACAGUAUCCAAAAUGAAGACGAUCAGGUGCACAUUGCAUUCUCGCGAAGAGACCGGGUCAAUCGCCGCGGCGACGGUCUCACGGCGGAUCGCCGGUGUCGGUCCAAGGAGGCAUGGUGCUAAUGGGCCAGGGACCUUCUCCAAGAGCCUGUCAAUGAGGUUCUCACGAAUGGUGACCUGCUCUUCAGGGCUAGGAUCCGGAGGUGGAGGCGCUGGCCAUCCAUCCGGAAACAGGGUACGCUUGCCGAUCACGACGGCCUUGGUCACAGUGUCUGCAGAUAACACGUAGGUCCCGAGAAUGUACGAGAGCAAGUUGUCGAGAAAGGUCAUUAAUGCUACGACGACCGCGGUGAGUACUCCGAAGAUGGUUGACGAAGUCAAACGGUUGUCUGCGCUCAUCACAGUCCUAGCAAGCAAUAACAAUGUGAAUGCGUAGCGUGGGGCGAGCAGCUGCAGUGGCUGGGCAGGUGGAACCGUGUCCGAUGGAGUGCGGGACAUGAGCGAACUAGCCGAAAGGCUUCGUGUCAGGCUCGGGGUGGGUUCAGGCGAGAUCGCCGGUGGUGAGGGAACUCGGGCAGCUAUUGGUUGUGAAUCUUGGUGGUGAAGGUUGACCACCUUGACGAGGAGAAGUAGUCGCUUAUAGCCGUCGAUAGCGGCCAGACAGAAACCCGAAAGGGUUUGGAUAGCCGAUAGAAACAGCACAAUCAAGGACUGGAAGGAAAACUUUCGCUCCAGAAGCGUAGGCGUGCUCUUUGCCUCCCCUGUACUGUGGGUUUGAACCGGACCUCCGAGGAGGUCCAAUAUCGUCUUCUGUAUGAACCAUGGUUGCGUGAUCUUCGGUAUUACACUGUCCAACAGAACCUUCAGAACAAUCUCUCGGACGAUGUAACGCUCCGGUUCUGAAUUGUAAUCUUCCGGGGGUAGACAGCUUUCCAAUAUGUGGUCCACGGCUUGCCGGACGUACUCCGAAUGUAUCUGUCCAUCUGAGGACACGGCCAUAUGAGGCUGCAUUUGAUGGAACAGCUGCGGCAGAGACGCUGCCUUGCCAGACGCAUAGGACGUGUCCACCUUCGACGCAGCAUUACGGUAGUCCUUGUAAUGCUGAUCUACUAGCGUCGGUAUAUCGCACAGGAUGAGGGGCGCGAGAUCGGUGGCCUGCAGACGCGUCUCCAGCGCGCGCAACACCUGCGUCAGGAUGCGGUUAAUCUCGACGAGAAAGUCCUUGUCGUAGCGCGUGAUCUUGGUCCACCAGGGAUUGACGAACGCUCUGAGCGCGAGCGCGACGAAGUCGUACAGUUCCGCAUGUAAUUCCGGGGGCAAUCCAGGGGUGGCGAGCAACGGCGGGAGGUCGGCGCCGUGCGGAAGUGCGGGGAACAGAAGCCGCUUCGCCAAAGAUAGCGGCUGAGCGGGUUUCUUCGCCCCCAAGUCGGUCGACCUGCUCGACAUCACUGAUCGCGCCGCCGCCAUGGCCGACGACGUCGGCGGUGUUGCUGGACGGGCCGGGCAACGUUCGCUGCGUCACUUCGAUUUCCCUUGACGGGGCCGUCGACCCAUGUCCACGUGACGGCUCGCCCGGGGGAUGGUUUCAGGACGAACUGUUGCCCGUCCAAGGUCUUAUUUGUGGAUUAUCUUUGGCCGUCGAAACGGCCGCUGCAGCGCUUGCCGUCGUCCCUCGCGGGCUCAGACAACCCAGACGCGCUCGCCGACGACCCGUGUCAAUGCAGUGAUCUCGGUCAGGCCGCAGUACACCGACUUCGACGACCGCCAGCCUUUCUUUUCCGCCCGUUCGUUUCAACCCGCCAUGCGCCCUAUGCGCCAGCAGAUCCAGGACUCUUCUCACCGGCCCAUCGCCCGACACUACUAUGCUCGGCCGUACAGGCACCAUCAUGCCCGCGCAGACUCUUCCGGCGGAUCGAACACGACGACAAUAGUCGCAGUGGUGUGCGGUCUCAUCGGCGGCGUCAUCGUCAUCUUUUUCCUCUUCCAACUCUCCAAGAAAAUCUUCCGAAAGAGGGCAGCCCCUCUCCCUCCCGUACAACCGCUCGCGCAUCAGCGUGGACGCACCGUCUCGGAGUUCCACGACACCAUCGACGCAAGGAAAACGCGCGGCAACACCUGGUACGACGAUGCGUAUCUCCACCCCAUGCGCACCCCGAGUGGGAGCUCCGCGUCCCUGAUCGCCGCCAAGGAGCGCGACAGCAGCCUUCCGUCGAAUAUAGACACCGCCUCCAGCCUUUUCCUUCGCGACGGCACAGGGCGAGAGACCCCCACGUUCGAAGGGGGCGACUCACCCCACGCGGAUGAAGAUCACCUCCCCGUCCCUCAUCGCCCUUUCGUCGACCACCGAGCAUCGAGCGCUAGCUCGAGCAAUCUCAGUUCGGAUGGUCGGUCAGGCAGUCUGGAGGAGCUACGACGAGACUCGAUGGACCCUGUGUCUCCUUCCACACCUCCAUCGGCAUCCAACAGCGGACUGGUUGCUGAAAGCAGCACGCAGCCGCUGGUGAGACCACGCGGUCGACCCAGGGACGAUUUCCCCCGACCUCAAUCUAUGGCCUCCUCUCUCGCCUCCACCAGCAACAUCCACGGCCGCCAAGGCGCUCCUCACAGCGCCCAUAGCCGCAUGCAAAUUGUCUUGCCCGCUCCCCUCGCUCCUGAACUAUAUCCCUUCGGCUCGGAAACAGCGAGCGAUGAUGGUUCCGCGAAUAGACGAUUUACCAUGGUCGGCGAUGACGACGAUCCAAUGCGACACGUUCGACACAGGACUAUCUCCGACGCAUGGGCAUCGCCGUCGAGCCGCUCGACUUCUCGUCCCAACGUUCCCGACGGCGCCCCAGAGGAGCACAGGAGAUCGCGCAGCUCGGUGUCGCGACCGCCGCCCCGCCGGCAGUCCAGCAGCGACUCUUCGCGACAUCAGCCGCGUCGUGAGAGCACCUCACGCAUGCGUCCGCCUGUACCAGCCCUCCCCAGCGGAUCGGGCUCUCAGGCCUCGCAUUCCCCCCUGGCCCAGUCCCCUCUGGCUGUUUCCGAUGUUGACCCCAUGAACGCGCCAGCUACGGGGGAGGACGACAAUGUCCGCGGGCGCGGCCAGCCGAUCGUGCGGCUACAUAAACAGGCCUCCGGGACGCAGUCCAAGUCGAAGGAACGUGCACGCAGCCAGUCCCGCGGGCGGGUGCUCAGGAAAGCGAGCACCGCCGUCACGACCGAAUCCGAAUCGUAACCUCUCCUCUCUUGGAUUAUGUUUUCUUGGCAUCCAAUGGGACCUCUCUGUUCAUGACCGCGCAACGUACAAUCUGACUCUAUCACCAGCAUCCAUUUUACAUAGACUCCUGGCGCAUUUGACUUAUUCGUUUCCUAGCAUCUACACUAAACC